CAAGGGACAGUGGGCCACUCACCAGGGGUCCCAGCAGGAGCUCACAGCACAGGCAGGAUGAAGUCUUCCAUUGCCAUCAUUUUUUGCUUCUUGAUCCUGGGAGUUGACAGCCAAAGAUGGAUCCAGUUCCUUAGAGAAGCUGCUCAAGGGUCUAAAGACAUGUGGCGAGCCUACUCUGACAUGAAGCAAGCUAACUGGAAAAACUCAGACAAGUACUUCCAUGCUCGGGGGAACUAUGAUGCUGCCCGAAGGGGUCCUGGGGGAGCCUGGGCUGCUAAAGUCAUCAGUGAUGCCAGAGAAGGUAUUCAGAAGUUCACAGGACGUGGGGCAGAGGACUCAAGAGCUGACCAGUCUGCCAACAAGUGGGGCCGGAGUGGCAAAGACCCCAACCACUUCCGACCUGCUGGCCUGCCUAAAAAAUACUGAGUUUUCUUUUCGUGCUGUUCCCAGUCAUGCAGCCCCCAAGAAAAGGGGGCAAUUACUGAGUUACUUCCUAAAAUCUGGAUCCCUAAACAUC
Apodemus sylvaticus (European woodmouse) is the source of this 517-nucleotide messenger RNA. RefSeq names its product serum amyloid A-3 protein. The record is from RefSeq and is a predicted model, not a curated record. NCBI's taxonomy places the organism in Eukaryota, Metazoa, Chordata, Mammalia, Rodentia, Muridae. Bases 58 to 426 code for a protein of 122 amino acids. Gene Ontology annotation, cellular component: extracellular region. The transcript is spliced from 4 exons.